UUUCAAGCACGCAACCUGCAACAUCCGGGUAUUUUCUGAGUCCAGUGUUUGGUUUAGCUAGUUUGCAGGCUGUGUCAAAUUCAAGUGAAUAGGCUGGGGCUUGACACUAAUUUGGCCAUAACAGCUCCGGCCUAAAACUUCAAAGGAGGGACAUUUUAAUGAUACUUACCGUCGCCAAAUGAUAAAGUAAUGCAUCCCUGGUUUAGUCAGAACAGGGAGUUCCGCACUUUCACAAAUUGAUGCACUGUAAGGUGAUUGCUAACUAGCUAACGUUACCCGCAAGCUCCCUCCAUCUCGUCGGUGUUUCGGUCACAGCACAUCUGCUCUGUUGCUGUUUUUACAACUUCAAAACAGGUCUUGCGGAUUUUGGUUUUAAGAGCUACAAUGGGGGCGUUUUUGGACAAGCCAAAGAUGGAGAAGCACAAUGCUCAUGGUGAGGGGAACAGUCUGACCUAUGGCCUGAGCAGCAUGCAGGGCUGGAGGGUGGAGAUGGAGGAUGCGCACACGGCAGUCAUUGGCAUGCCUCAUGGGCUCGACCCUUGGUCCUUCUUUGCUGUCUAUGAUGGGCAUGCUGGCUCCCAGGUGGCCAAAUACUGCUGUGAGCACCUGCUGGAGCACAUCACCAGCAACCCAGACUUCCAGAGUGGUCUGGAGCCCAACGUAGAGAGUGUGAAGACCGGCAUCCGCACAGGUUUCCUGCAGAUUGACGAGCACAUGCGGAACAUCUCAGAGAAGAAGCACGGUGUGGACCGCAGUGGCUCAACUGCGGUGGGGGUCAUGAUUUCCCCAGGCCACAUCUACUUCAUCAACUGUGGAGACUCCCGGGGUCUUCUGAGCCGUGGAGGAGCUGUGCACUUCUUCACACAGGACCACAAGCCCAGCAACCCACUGGAGAAGGAGAGGAUUCAAAACGCCGGAGGCUCUGUCAUGAUCCAGAGAGUGAACGGCUCUCUGGCCGUGUCCCGGGCCCUGGGAGACUUCGACUACAAGUGUGUGCAUGGCAAGGGCCCCACGGAGCAGCUGGUUUCACCAGAGCCUGAGGUGUAUGCCAUUGAAAGGUCUGAGGUGGAAGAUGAGUUUAUUGUCCUAGCCUGCGAUGGCAUCUGGGAUGUCAUGGCCAAUGAGGAACUGUGUGACUUUGUCAGGUCCAGGCUAGAGGUGACCGAUGACCUUGAGAGAGUCUGCAAUGAAAUUGUUGACACUUGCUUGUACAAGGGGAGUCGGGACAAUAUGAGCGUUGUGCUGAUCUGCCUCCCAGGGGCUCCAAAGGUGACUGCAGAUGCCGUGAAAAGGGAAGCAGAGCUGGAUAAGUUCCUGGAGAGCAGAGUAGAAGAGAUCAUAAAGAAGCAGGGAAACGAAGGGGUUCCAGACUUGGUCCACGUGAUGCGGACGUUGGCAUCAGAGAGCAUCCCUAACCUCCCUCCUGGAGGUGAACUGGCCAGCAAGCGAAACGUUGUUGAAGCAGUGUACAACAAACUCAACCCAUACCGAAGUGAUGACACAGACUCAGCGUCCACAGACGACAUGUGGUAACACAACCCCUACCACUAACACAGCACAGAGUUUACAACCCGCUACCCUCUCAAGACCCACAGCAGCUCCGUUCAGCAGUCUGUCUCCCCACCACUCUGAGCGUUACAUUUUUAAGAAGGGAAUAUGAUGGGAGGACGAGGAGAUGCAAACAGACCUCUACACCCCGGAUUGUGCAGCACCAGUCCGCUCUGAAGUUCAGGAUUCCCUCCAUUUUGUCUCACCUUUUAUUCCCCCCCUAACAUUACCCAUAACUAGCGAGUCCAGCAGGUUCUUAAAAAAAAAAACAGCUGAAACAAUUCAUUUUUUUGCUGUAAUUAGUUUGAUUCACAUUUCCUUGUGUGUUUUGUAUAUUUCUGUUUUUGUGAAGUGCAAUUGUCGUGUACAAACAGCCUGUAUUUAAUGCAGCUUGAGUUCAAGUAAAACAAUGAAAGAAGUGAGAAAGAGAACCUUUUAUGCACUAUCUGCCUUUUUCCUGCUCUUCUGGAGUUCCAACAAAUGUCUAUUCAGUGAAUAUUACUGUUUGUCCUCCAGGUGAUAUUAUCCUCCUGCUCUUGUUCUUUUUUAGUUUAAGUCUUUGCUCAUUAAAGAAACGGGUAAAUUGUAUAGGUUCACAGCACAGUAAGCUCUCUAAAACUAACCAUAUAAAUCCUAAUAUUUACAUGUUCAAUUUUAAUUAUUUUUCAUAUACUUUUUUCUUUAUACGCUGUAGUAACUAUGGUAAAGUGUUACACAGUCCUUCAUUGUGUUCCUGUCUUUUGGAGAGAAAGGAUAUUGUUGCUCUCCUGUAAACACAACAAAGCAGUUCCAAGAUGCAAGUGAAGAUUAUCCCACCUGACACCUUUUAACACUUGCUGUGUUGGAUUCCGUGUAUGUGUGUGUGCGUGCGUAUACUGGCAAGCGUGGCUGGGUGCUUGUGUGUAUGUGUAGAGGUAGUUCUCUAUCUGCAGCGCUGUAGCUACCAGCUAAUGUUUGCUAUGGUGGUGCUGAUGUCAGAACCACAUGGGCUGGAGAUUUAGGCGCCAUUACUCCUACAUACCUCUUCUGCACCUCAUCAGUCUUUCAUAUCAGCACAAUACAAUCUCUCACUACCCCUCACUCAGAUAACACUUUAUUUGACAGUGGAAGGAUUAAGUUGACAAAUUGCUAUUUGAACUUCAAAAUGACAUCUGCCACAACCACUUUGUAAUUGUCAGUGAAGUCCGUGACACAGUUAACCUGUCUAAUGACAUAGUGAUAA
Messenger RNA from Salvelinus sp. IW2-2015, 2770 nucleotides. RefSeq names its product protein phosphatase, Mg2+/Mn2+ dependent, 1Aa (gene ppm1aa). The record is from RefSeq and is a predicted model, not a curated record. Lineage: Eukaryota; Metazoa; Chordata; Actinopteri; Salmoniformes; Salmonidae. Gene Ontology annotation, biological process: positive regulation of canonical Wnt signaling pathway; positive regulation of canonical NF-kappaB signal transduction; peptidyl-threonine dephosphorylation. Gene Ontology annotation, cellular component: cytosol; nucleus. Gene Ontology annotation, molecular function: manganese ion binding; magnesium ion binding; protein serine/threonine phosphatase activity.